AGAGCGAAGAAUGACAAGCCCUUUCACCAGCCAUGACAACGGGCGUACCGCCCCACCCCCGUACUCUCAGCAUGCGAUGUCCAGUAACAGGCACUGGCACUCGGGAACAAGGGAGGCAUCACCACUCGUCCAUUCAGAAAGUCUUGAUAAAAGACGUCCGUCAGCAAUAAGCUGUGUGGUCACGAUCAUUACGUUCAUCAUCACUAUCUCCCUUUUCGCGUCGUUUAUCACGGGCAGCGCAACACGGCAUGAUUCCUGUGUAGAUGAGCACAAAGAUGAGCACAAGGACGAGAGGCUCAAGAUGAACUUGUUUUGGGAUGGAUUCUCUACCGAGGGCUGCGUGCGUUACCAGAGGAGGCAGUAUCGUGCAAGGCUUAUGAACAUGCGGGCGGGGUACGAGUACCCCAUAGAGGCCUGUAUGAAGAUGCCAAUUCCUAUCGACGGGGUGGAAAGGUUUCCUCUUAGAUGCGUGGACAAGGGUAUUGGUGGAUUGUACGGUAUAUGGGAAGUAGACGGUGAAGGAUACUGCGCGACUUUCUUUGAGGAGUUUCAGCCCAUGGAAUGUACUGCGUGGGGUUCGGGACUGAAGCGCUAUAGAAUGUACAUGGCGAGGCUCAAUCGUGGAGACGAUUGGCGGGAUAUGUGCUCCUCAACACCUGCGCGGUUGCUCAAUGUAACUUUUGACGGUCCGACCUACUGUGACCAGCAGAACGGGAGGACCUACGGAUAUUGGGAGAUUCCUGAUAGCGACUGUGAGAAGUACUGAGGGAUCCAAAUGCACAUCUGAAUCCCUUCGGUUGAUUCACAAAUUAAUGCUUCUGUCCAGUCCCUCAUUGUUUAGUAAUUUUAGUCGUAUGAACGUAUGGACGUCUGAAGAGUUGAUGCAUCUAAAUUCACUUUCUGGUCUCAUUUAAAGCAG
Molecule: messenger RNA, 919 nt
Organism: Coniophora puteana RWD-64-598 SS2
Lineage: Eukaryota; Fungi; Basidiomycota; Agaricomycetes; Boletales; Coniophoraceae
Exons: 6
Coding region: 11-766 (251 amino acids)
Source: RefSeq, a predicted model, not a curated record